Molecule: messenger RNA, 250 nt
Organism: Dentiscutata erythropus
Lineage: Eukaryota; Fungi; Glomeromycota; Glomeromycetes; Diversisporales; Gigasporaceae
Source: the annotation of a GenBank genome assembly
UAUGUCGUUACCUAUGAAAACUUCUUGGUUACAAUUCUUCGUUUUUUGGUUAAUUUUAGUUAACCUAGCGCAAACAUCUGUUGCUUUACCUAAACAUCCCCACUCCAGUAUUCAAUCAGGACAAUGUAGUUGUUCGUCGCAAAAUAAUCCUCCUGAUGACAUUAGCUGCAAAGAUGGCACUAGUUUCUCUUGCCCCAUUAAUUUGCCUCAUUGCGUUAUGUUAGGUGGUGAUCCUUUUUGCGGUCUUUGA